Molecule: messenger RNA, 3500 nt
Organism: Felis catus (domestic cat)
Lineage: Eukaryota; Metazoa; Chordata; Mammalia; Carnivora; Felidae
Product: transcription factor SPT20 homolog
Exons: 2
Coding region: 264-3500 (1078 amino acids)
Biological process (GO): regulation of transcription by RNA polymerase II
Cellular component (GO): SAGA complex
Molecular function (GO): transcription coregulator activity
Source: RefSeq, a predicted model, not a curated record
CGGCCGCUCCAGAGCCGCGCGGUGGCGGCUCCGACACGUGUUGUUGGCUUUGGAGGCCCGGAUCGCAGGUAUGUCGUGCGGUGCUUUCCCGGCGCGCGUUUCUUGCCGUCCAUUUGGAAGUUAGGCUGGUGGCUGCACUGUGGAGUGGCGGCGUCUGCAAGACUCUACCUCUACCUCCACGUGAAAGACGGGACCUUCACCCGGCUCUUCAAGGCGCUUGCACUUGCGCUUGCCCUUCUCUUUAGGGCCCCUGUUGUGCCACGAUGCAGCAGGCUUUAGAACGAGCUCUGGACCGUGCGGAGUAUGUCAUUGCCAGUGCCCAGCAGAGGCCUCCUAAAAGGAAAGGCUCAGCGAGUGGGGGCGCAUCUCUGGAUGAAAAACUUUAUGACCUGUAUGUGGAAGAAUGCGGGAAAGAGCCUGAGGCUGCGGAGGAAUUAAGAAGCAACGUGAACUUGUUGGAGAAGCUCCUGAGGAGAGAGUCGUUGCCGUGCUUAGUGGUCAACCUAUACCCAGGAAAGGAGGGCUAUUCGCUGAUGCUCGAGGGCGAAAAUGGAUCCUAUUCGGAGACCAUUCGACUGCCUUACGAGGAAGGGGAGUUGCUCGAAUACUUGGAUGCUGAACAAUUACCUCCUGCUCUGGUGGAUCUCCUGGAAAAAUCUCAGGUUAACUUUUUUCACUCUGGGUGUGUCAUAGCCCAGGUACGGGACUACCGGCAGUGCAGUCGGGAACCUCCCGGCUACGCGAGCAGGCAUGUUCUCCUGCGGCCAACGAUGCAGACGUUAGCCUGCGACGUGCAGUCCAUGACCAGCGAUGACCAGACCUGGACCCAGGAAGACAGGCUUUUGCUGGAGAGCCAGCUGAUCUUAGCCACGGCCGAACCGCUGUGUCUUGAUCCUUCUGUAUCCGUAGCCUGCACUGCAAACAGGCUGCUCUAUAACAAGCAAAAGAUGAACACUGGCCCCAUGAAAAGGAGCUUCAAGAGGUAUUCUGCACCCUCCCUGAACCGGCAGCAGGAGCUGUCUCAUCGUCCACCUCCUCCUGAGCUGAGAGUAUGGGCCUCUUGCAAGAAAAGCAGAGAAAGGCAAGCAGGUCCGCAGCACGACCUCAAAAUUUCUAAAGCGGGGAACUGCGUCGAUAUGUGGAAACAGAGACCCUGUGACUUGGCCGUACCUUCCGGAGUGGACGUGCAGAAAUACGCCAGGGGGAAGAAGUCCGCCAGAUACGACGGCUCGCCACCGACGGCCUGGCCAGCCCACAAGGUAGAAGGUGAUUCCGUAUUGGGCUAUGAAGCUGGCGGUGAGUCUCAGACAGCGCAGCUGACUUCCGUGCAGCCGCCGAAUGACCCACCUUUGUCUGGAAGAAGAAGGCCCUGCAAAGAAGCCAGACGUGAGGGACAGGGGUCUCCUCCGCACUCCUCCACAGACGACCAUCCAGACAGUGUCCGGCCUGGCUCAAAGACGGAUGCUGGGACGGAAGCCAUUCGGUCAGCUGUCUUGGUCCAGAGCAAGGCCAAGUGUCCCGCCACCGCGUCACACGGCUCCAGUGGCCCAGCCAGCCUCAGCCAGCCGCCUCCCGGGAAAGAAACAGCACAGCCUGAGACGGUGUCGGUUUGGUCUUCAGUCCUGGGGAAGGGAGUCAGCCAUCCACCUCUACGCUUCAGACUUUCCUGGGGCUCAGGAGGGACUCGGUCAGGCAACAGUUUCACCCCAGUGGAGGCAAGCGGCUUCUUUAAAUCUCCAGCUCCUGCUCCUGCUCCCGCUCCUGCUCCUCAGCCCCCGAGUCUUUCCCAGAAUUCGUCUGUGGACGUGAAUCGAGUGAGCAUGUUUCCCGCAGCCGCCCUGUCCAGCAGCAGCUCGCCACAAGGAACCCUGGCCCCCCCGGUCACGGCCAACUCCCAGCAGUCCUCUGCGGGAGCGACUCGAGGUGGCACACUUCCUGCGGCCACACUGUCCACCGCCGGCUCAUCACAGACAACCCUGGCCCCCCCGGUCACGGCCAACUCCCAGCAAUCCCCUGUGAGAGUGAUUCGAGUUAGCAUGCUUCCUGCAGCCACACUGUCCACCGCCGGCUCAUCACAGACAACCCUGGCCCCCCCGGUCACGGCCAGCUCCCAGAAGCCCUCUGCGAAACAGGUGACUCGAGGUAGCGUGCUUCCCGCGGCCACGCUACCCACUACCGGCUCAUCACAGACAACCCUGGCCCCCCCGGUCACGGCCAGCUCCCAGAAGCCCUCUGCGAAACAGGUGACUCGAGGUAGCGUGCUUCCCGCGGCCACGCUACCCACUACCGGCUCAUCACAGACAACCCUGGCCCCCCCGGUCACGGCCAGCUCCCAGAAGCCCUCUGCGAAACAGGUGACUCGAGGUAGCGUGCUUCCCGCGGCCACGCUACCCACUACCGGCUCAUCACAGACAACCCUGGCCCCCCCGGUCACGGCCAGCUCCCGGAAACCCUCUGCGAAGCAGGUGACUCAACUUAGCAUGCUUCCCGUGGCCACCCUACCCACUACCGGCUCAUCACAAAGAAGCCUGGCCACCCAGGUCACGGCCCGCUCCCCUGGCCCCAACAUCAUCCAGCUGGCGGGCCCGGUCUGUGGAGCCCAGGCUUUGGCGAGGGGUUCCAGCCCCGGGCAGGGCUCUACCGCUGGGGCCACAGAUCCUGCGGGAAUCCAGCCCGGCAGCCUGCCCUCGGGAGCUCGGCCACCAAAUGCAGUGCGCACUGCAGCACAGGCUGCGUCUCCAGUCCGCGUUCAGUUUUUUUUAAAAAAUGCUUCAGGCCUCAAGCCCGUGACUCUGCUGGAGCUUCCGCAAGGUUCGCCCCCUUUGAACGCCCAGCAGCGGCCAGAGCAGCGGCUCUAUCAGUUGAUUCCACAAGAACAACUUCGGCAAGCCUCCGCUUCUGGUCCUUGGCAGCCAGUGCCACGGGGUCCCGGUGCCCGAGGCCCAGCCCCUCCAGAGACGGCCUCACCUGUUCAGCAGGCCGUUGUCCUGAACCUCCUGGGACAGGGCCGGGGCCGGGGCCGGGGCUGGGGACGGGGACAGGGACGGGGACAGGGACAGGGGAGUUUGCUGCAGCCCCAGGCAGCUGUGUUUUCUCUGCUUGGCUGUGCUGCAGAGAACCAGGGAAGAGCCCGGCCGAGCGGCCCUUGGCACACGCUGCAGCUGUCCCCUGCCUCGCAGCCGUGGCCACAGCAGCAGGCGCAACAGCAUAGAAUCUUGCAGCACCCGGUGGCCGUGACAACCGUAGCCACCCAGACGGCUCAGCCUUCUUGGGGCCAGCGGGCCGCAAGCCAGUCCGAAGUGAUCGAAGUGCCCAGUUCAGUAGUGCUCAGUACAUUCACACUGCUGCGCAGCGCGUCUCUAGAAUUGCUUUCGUCCUGCAGAAGCGACGCUCUUGUCCCGGUCAAGCACCAGCUCCCCAUUUCCCUGUCCCCCAGCCCAGGCAUGCACGGUAUCAUUUUCUGUGUCCGCGAGUGUGACUGCUUUAGAGCCUUUGGAUAA